Messenger RNA from Rhipicephalus microplus (southern cattle tick), 3085 nucleotides. It is a transcript of the gene Pitslre, whose product is annotated as cyclin dependent kinase 11B pitslre. NCBI's taxonomy places the organism in Eukaryota, Metazoa, Arthropoda, Arachnida, Ixodida, Ixodidae. Gene Ontology annotation, biological process: protein phosphorylation; regulation of mitotic cell cycle. Gene Ontology annotation, molecular function: protein serine/threonine kinase activity; ATP binding. Gene Ontology annotation, cellular component: nucleus. The record is from RefSeq and is a predicted model, not a curated record.
AUGGCGUCCGUGCCGUAGAAUGUGAGCCCUCCGUUGUAAACCACUUAUUGCACUUUGACAACGGCACUUAUUGCACUUUCCGCUCUUCACUCAACUCUUAAAAGACAUAUAAUCGCACUCUACCGCUGUGCGGAAAUCGCGUAGUCUAGCCAUAAGAAGCUAAUGCUUUGCGUCUAGCGGAAAUCUUGCAACUGGUGUGUUGCGCGCCUACAGUACUGCAGCUGCGAUGAGCCGGAGUUCAAACGAUUCGGAGGAAGACGGCGAAAUCGAUCGUGAAGAAACGCGCUACAACAUGGUUUCGAGCAGCGUCACGUCGCCUGCGAAGGAAUUCGCCGAACAAGCGGAUGACAGUGACAGUUAUGACACCGAAGAUGGAGGCGAGGACAUGCUGCACAUACAGCCUCCCCAGGCAACCAUUGUUAUUCCGAAGCGCGAUCGUCGAGACCGCAAGCGGGACAGGCACUCGAGAAAGCACGAAUCGUCGCACAGCCGUAGCAAAGACCGCCGGCCGAGCAGCCGAGAUCGGAGCGGUGGACACCGGGACAGCCGGCGUGCGGCUGCUGACAGCAGCAGCAGUCACAGGAGCAGCAGCACCCGUAACCGCGACACACGCGAGCACGACAACCGGCACCGGCAAGCCCACCGAACAGAGGAAAAGGUGGCUCGGCCUGCGGAAGUGCCAUCACGAACUGGGCGGAACGAGGCCAGCAGCAGCAGUGGCAGUGGCAGCAGCAGCAGCAAAGAGCAGGUGAGGGCUCCCCCACGAGACGUUGGCCGAAAUGUGCAGAGAGAAGUGAAGGAGGUGAGCCGCAGUGACUUGCGGGAUGCACGGGAGAAGAUCAGGGAAGCCAAGGAGGCACGGGAGCAGAGGGAAAGAGAGCAAAGGGAGAAAGAAGAGAGGGAACAAGAGCGACUUCAACGAGAGUGGCGCAAAGAGCGGCUUCUUAUAGUGUCACAAGCGUCAGCCCAGCGGGAGAGGGAUCGGGAACAACGAAAAAUGGAGGCAGCCCGCUUUGUCAUUAUCACGUCACUUCCACCAAGCAAGCAAGACUUUGUUGGGCGAUCGAGCCACAUUCUCUUUCUGGGUUGGCUUGCUUCUGCCAGUGUUAAGUCGAGCUCCUACACAUGCAAGCGGACUGAAAUCGCCAAGCUGACCAACAGAGAGCGCAGUCGAAGUCCUGUCGCACGGAGCGUGGAUGACCGGUCCGACCUGCCAGAAAUCUCUCUCACAGUCGAAGACGAGCGCCUCACCGACAUCGAGGACGAAGAACCAAGUCCACCGAAAGCCAUCUCUCACAUUGGACAGGGAGAGUUGAAAAUAGCUUUAAUGGACACACACGUUAACAAGGAACAGCCACCACAAGUGCCACCUCAACCACGCGCUGUCAUGAAGAGUUCGGAUGACGACGACGACGAUGAUGAUGAUGACGAUGAAGACGACGACGACGGGUCCGACGGUUCCUCAGACUCUAGCAGCGAUGACAGCAGCGACUCUGAUGGUUUGGGCUUGUUUUUCAGGGCAGGAAAGACACCAGACUCCAAUGCGAGAAAACCGUCAUGUGAUAAAAAUCACCACUCUCGCUUGAGGGCCAUACUGAAAGAGCUUGUUAAAAGGGAGUCAAAGAACCAGCAUUCACGGCUUCGAGAUAGCAGCAGUAGCGACGAUGACUCUGAGGACGAUGAAAAAUAUUCUGAGGACGAAAAAGUUGAUGGUACUGAUGUGGAAAUGAAGGAAGUUGUACAGAAAGCAGAAACAGUAGAAGCCAACACAGCCAAUGAAGCUUCCCCACUGAGUGAAGACGGUGAUGCCACCCAACUGCCUCCAUACUUGCCUGCCAUUCAGGGCUGUCGUAGCGUUGAGGAAUUUCAUUGCCUAAACCGCAUUGAGGAAGGCACAUACGGUGUUGUAUACCGUGCAAGGGACAAAAAGACAGAUGAGAUUGUGGCUCUGAAACGAUUGAAGAUGGAAAAAGAAAAAGAGGGCUUUCCAAUUACGUCUCUCAGAGAGAUCAACACCCUUCUCAAGGCACAGCACCCAAAUAUCGUCACUGUUCGGGAGAUAGUGGUGGGAAGCAACAUGGACAAAAUCUACAUCGUGAUGGACUAUGUUGAGCACGACCUCAAGAGCCUGAUGGAGGUGAUGAAGCAGCCCUUCCUAGUGGGUGAGGUGAAGACGCUGAUGCUGCAGCUGCUCAAAGCAGUGGCCCACCUUCAUGACAACUGGAUCCUCCAUCGGGAUCUCAAGACGUCCAACCUGCUGCUCAGCCACAAGGGCAUUCUAAAGGUCGGUGACUUUGGUCUUGCUCGAGAAUACGGCUCACCCCUCAAGCAUUACACUCCUAUUGUGGUCACCAUGUGGUACCGUGCACCAGAGCUGCUUCUUGGAGUCAAGGAAUAUUCUACGCCCAUCGACAUGUGGUCCGUGGGUUGCAUAUUUGGAGAGCUGCUCACAAUGAAGCCUCUCUUUCCUGGAAAGUCGGACAUUGACCAGUUGAAUAGAAUCUUCAAGGAUCUUGGCACACCUAGUGAAAAAAUUUGGCCGGGCUACACUGAGCUUCCGCUAGUGAAGAAGGUGACUUUCACGGAGCACCCGUAUAACAACUUGAGGAGUCGGUUCGGCCACACGCUCUCGAACCUGGGCUUUGAUCUGAUUAACAAGUUUUUAACAUAUUACCCACAGCGUCGCAUCACUGCCGAAGAUGCAUUGAAACACGAAUUUUUCAACGAAACGCCUGUUCCCGUGGACCCCUCCAUGUUUCCCACGUGGCCAGCUAAGAGUGAAUUGGGUCACCGAAAAGCACAGAGUCCCAAGCCUCCAUCUGGUGGAAAACAGUUUGCCAAACAACUGGGCGAAGGAGAUGAUGAAGGACUCCUGGCAGCCGCAGGCUUCCACAUGAACAUUCCCAGCAAAGGAAGCUCAGCCAAGGGAACUGGCUUCAGCCUCAAGUUUUAGCAUUGCCACAAAGCACCACUGUUCAAACUCUUGUCAAAGAAACACUAUUAUGUAUAUAGUACACCAUCAGGAAAAAUGAAAUGCCUCAUUGUUACCAAACGCUUUCUCUAUAUAAAAGUAUGAUCCAUAAUA